Molecule: messenger RNA, 1191 nt
Organism: Capronia coronata CBS 617.96
Lineage: Eukaryota; Fungi; Ascomycota; Eurotiomycetes; Chaetothyriales; Herpotrichiellaceae
Exons: 1
Coding region: 1-1191 (396 amino acids)
Source: RefSeq, a predicted model, not a curated record
AUGUCACUCCUCCGCAGCGUCAAGGGGUUCCUCUCCAACUCGCGCGCAGACAGCGCAUACAGCCCUGAUCAGUUCAGAACGGCAAAGACCGAAACAGACCUUUUUCCCGCGACCCGACCGGACGUUGACGGCGAAGAGUGCCUCCACGACUGCACGAGUUGCACGACGCACUACCCCUCGCGGUUCUCGGUGGACCAGAGCGACAAGUUAUACGGCCACGUCAAGGGAUGGAACACACAUUUGAUCGUGGGCACGGGCAAGACGGACUGGGUGCGCGACGUCACAGACGAGAAGGGGUCCGUGAUGCAAGCGGUGGGCAAGGCCGGGGUUGAUCGCAAGAAUGGCAAACUCAUGCUCAGCGCGAGCAAUCUGCCGCCACGGAUCAACUGGGACACUGACCCCGAUGGAGGAUACCCAGGAGAAGAACCAGGCACUAGUGACUGUUUGUUGCUUCCGGCUUGGGUUGUCAUUGAGAAAGUCGCGCCGAGUAAAGUCGAGAGGUUGCUGCGGGACGUGGUCGAGAAAAGCGUCACCAACACGACUCCUCUUCGACGGAAGACGGCUGUCAAUGGCCAUGAAAAUGGAUACGGUACUACGAAGCAAGCAGAGUCGGAAGAGAAGCAACAAAAUGGACUUGAACAUCAAUACGACAACGACGGUACGUCUGACGCAUCUAAACUGCAUGUCCAAGACCAGCAUAGCAGCGACUCCCUCGAACCACAGACCAUCCCAGCCUGUGUAUCUUCGUCUUUCAAUGUCCGACCUAUCCCUUACGACUACCUCAUCCUCAUGUGCAGCCACCGAACGCGCGACGCACGCUGCGGCCAGUCUGCCCCCUUGUUACGCAAGGAGUUCGAGCGCAUCCUCCGCCCCAUGGGCCUGUACCGCGACAUGCACGACGACCGGCCCGGCGGCGUGGGUAUCUAUUUCAUCAACCAUGUCGGUGGACACAAGUAUAGCGCCAACGUGCUGAUCUAUCGGCGCGAAGGACGGAAAAAGGACAAUUCGGACGAAGAUAUCGACGGUGCGCCCCUCGCCAAAGAGGCUGUGCAGAUGAUCUGGCUUGCGAGAGUCAGACCCGAGGAUUGUGAAAAUAUCGUCCGAUACACGAUUUUGCAGGGGAAGUUGGUCAAGCCGCUGAGACAGCUGAGAGCAGGAUUUGAUCGAGAAAAGGGGUUGGUUUCGUGGUGA